GCUCGCAGUGUUUGAACAACAGAGGACAAUAUUAAGUGCAAAAAGUGUAUUCCGCUACAGGAAAGUUAUGUUUUUCUUUUGAUAAUAGCUUUUUCCAGUGGUAAAAGUGCGCGAUUACGAUUAAGUGACUGUUCUUGGGUUGGAAUCAGCUCAAUAAUCAUGGGUUCAACUAACGAUUCUGUUAAGCUUGAGAAGCAUCUAAAACUUCUCAAAGAAGAAUACACCAAGCUGCAGAAAAACUAUGCAGAGCUGGAGCGGAAAUAUAGUAAAGCUGUCGCUUCCAGCGAUGAUCACGACCUAGGCGAAUUCAGCAGCUUUGUUUCGCGUCUCGUCAUGACCGUUGCCACAUUGUACGGACGUAAGACAUAUUCGGAUAUAACAGUCAAGCUGAAAGACAAAAUCAUGCCGGGUCACAAGUUUGUAUUGAACGCCCGUAGCGAAGAAUGGCGCGAAGAGGUCAUAGGGGACAAAUCGGAACUUGAUUGGUCUGACCUAGAUGCCGACGUCGGUUAUGCCUUACUUCGCUGGAUUUAUACCGACGUCGUAGAUCUGCAGCAUGACUCGCUUGCUCUAGAUCUACUCAAAACAUCCCACCGUUUCAAAUUGCCCGGUCUAAUGGGACUUUGUGAGCGGGCACUGGUGUCGUCUGUUUCCGUACGGUCCUGUGUUCGGUUUUACUGUGUAGCCGAAGAUGUCGGUGCAGCUAACCUGUUGGAAUACUGUUCGGGAUUGAUUUCGACCCACUGGGACGAUCUGACGCCUCAGGACUUUGAACACAUGUCCGGUCCGCUGUUGUACAAGAUGUUGAAAAGUAAAACGAAGCAUCCGUUGCAUGCUGCAGUUCGUCUGCUUCGAGAGGACGUUGUUUUUCUAUGCCUGGUGGAAAACGACGGUUCGUUAUCCGAAAUAGUGAACAGUUUAUCACCGCAAGGGCAGCUGCCGUUAGGUUUAGCUCUGAUGGGUCGAAGCACGGCAAUCGCUCAGACCUUGUUGGAGACCGGCGGAGCAGAUAUCAACGCUUUUACUUCAGAGGGCUGUACACUGCUGAUCGACUCCAUCAAACGAGGCGAUGGAUUCACUGCGCAGUUCCUCCUGGACAAGGGUUGCAAUAUCGACCUGGUAACUCGUGACACCUCGGACACGGCUCUGCAUUUGGUGUGCACCUACGCCGAGAAGAGCACUGAUUCCGAAACGUUCCGCGAUAUGCUGAGCGUCGGAAGACAAUUGCUGAAACACCGCGCCGAUCCGAACGUUCAGAACAUUAGAGGAUAUUCACCACUUCACAUUGCAAUCACCUCUCAGCAUGUGGAUAUGAUCGAUGAACUGCUCAGCGACAAUGUGCUCACCCUGGACACCAACAUCCGAACACUGGAGGAAAAAUGUGCCUUGCAGUUUGCUCUUAUGCCGCCCCACAUAGAUGGACCACCAUUCGAUCUAGCUGCACGUUUACUGGAAAAGGGAGCGCGACCUAAUCCCAUCAAUUCGGGAACAGGUGACAGUCUUAUCCACACACUUGCCAAAAGCAGACUAGAAGAAGCCGCGGUGUUUCUGGCAGAGUUUGCCAAUUUGAACCAUGUGAACAAAGCUGGUCUAACACCGUUGCAUGUGGCUGCCUCGCAGGGACUGUCGAAUUUGGCUCGUGCUUUACUAGAAAAGGGUGCCUCGCCAAAUUUGCAAUCCGUUGUAGCCGAGCUCAAAACUGCCCUUCACUAUGCAGUGGAAUCGAAUAGUGCCGAAGUGAUUACGGCUUUUAUUGAGUGCAUAGAAUCUUUGGCUGACCAUGCGGAAGCGAUGGACUUCAAUUUGAAAAAUGCCCUUGGGGAUUCGCCUUUAAGCUUGGCUUUGUCCAUGGGAUACAACAAGUUGGUUCCUUUGUUGAUAAAGGGAGGUGCGGACAUGAAUGCCCGUAAUGGACAAGAUAUGACUCUAUUGCAUCAAGCUAUUCUCAAAGAGGACUCCAAGACGGCAGUCUUUCUGCUGAAUCAUGGAGCCGACAUGAAUGCUUUAACUGCAGAUCAGGAAUCCCCUCUGCAGCUUGCAAUUCAUUGUCGUUUGCCGGAUGUGGUAGAUGCACUAUGUACUCGUGGCGUUUCCUUCAGUGCACCAGAUAACAAAGGAGAUUGUCCUCUGUGGUCUGCCUUGGAAUCUGAACAAUUUGAAAUUGCUUCAGUUCUAGUUAAACAUGGCGUCGAUACUGAUUGCUGGGGUCCUGGUCCUGAUGGUUGCCUCCAAACUCUGCUGCAUCGUGCCAUCGAUGAAAAUAAGGAAGUAGCCGCUCAAUUUCUAAUCAAAAGUGGAUGCGACCUGGACUCUCCACGACAGCCCGGACCACAAGGACAAGGAGGAGAUGAAACUAAAGAUAAGGCCUCUCCACUACAUUUGUGUUGUCAGUGGGGCCUGAGGAACGUUCUCCACACUCUAAUCGAUCAUGGAGCAAAUGUAAACGCCGUUGAUUGCGAUCUGAAGACGCCGCUGCAUGUUGCAAUCGAAAAUCAACAUGAGGAAAUAAUUGGUAUUCUUCUGUGCCACCCAGGAAUAGAUCUAAACAUUCGGGACAAAUCUGGCAAUACACCGUUUGCAGCGGCCUUACAAGUUAGAAAUAAUAAGGCCGCACAAAACAUCCUUGAAAGACUGCCGAACGCUGCAGAGCAAAUGGACCAAAGAGGCCGCAAUUUCCUGCACUUGGCCAUUAUGCGAGAUGAUCUGGAAUCAGUUCUGUUCCUUCUGUCAAUCCACGUAGACGUCAAUUCUCGCGUACAUGACGUCAACCAAACACCUCCGCUCCAUCUAGCGGCAGGGUCCGAAAAUGAAAUGCUGAUACGAAAUCUCAUUCUGGCUGGAGCCCGGCUAAACGAUCGAGAUGCUACUCAGAAAACUGCCUUACACGUUGCUGCUGAACGUGGUACCAUUGGAUCCGCAUCGGCUCUGCUUCAGAACGGUGCCGACUUUGAUGCAGUCGAUGGUGAUGGCAACAAUGCCCUCCACCUAGCCGUCCGGGAAGGUCAUAUCACAGUGGUCCGCGAACUGCUUACCGAGUCCGAACUGAACGCCGAAGUCGUAAAUCUGAAAGGUAGAAACCCCCUGCAUGAACUCUGUCGCUGUGGAAAAGACAACACAGCCGCCGGAAUACUGGAGCUGUUCCUGGAGUGCAUGCCGAGGUAUCCGAUUAAUACGCCCGACCUGCAGGGCAAUACACCGCUGCUUCUGGCCUACAUGAGAGGCCAAGCGCAGCUGUGCCGGAUUUUGGUGAAAAACGGUGCCUGCCUGGGGGCGGAGAACAAGGAAGGCUUGACGAUUUUCAAUUUCAAACUAGCUACCAAUCAGCUGCUGCAUAGACUGUUGGAUGAACUACCACAGGAAUCACCGUGGGCUUCGUCCGAACUGUGUCAGGAAUGCGGAACCAAAUUUACUGCCAUCACGUUGCGAAAGCAUCAUUGCCGCCACUGUGGCCGAAUUCUGUGCAGCCGCUGUUCCAACAACGAUGUCCCGAUCAUCAAGUUCGGAAUUAACAAACCGGUUCGAGUAUGCUGCGUUUGCUUCGAAGUGCUACAAGUCGGUAGCGGAGCGUAAUUUUCCCGUUUCUAUUUUUAAUCUUCUUUUAUCAAUCCUACUUUAUUCGAUGUUAAGUUAAAGUGGAUUCAAACACAUUUUGCCAAACAUGUUUAGUUCUUCUGUGUGUACUGAUUAAAGACAAAUUUGUUUGAUGCGAACGAAAUCAAUAGACGAACAGCAAGCAAAAGAUAUUUCUAUUCAUCAUUUUCAUAGCAACUACGUGGUAAAAGAAAACGUAGUCGCAUAGUUAUUAGUGUAAGCUAACUGUACGUGCAUAUUAUGAUCACCUAUACUCGAGUAUUUAUAAAUAAUUGUAAAACAAUUUCCAAACAUUCGCAUAUUAUACUGAAAUUCUGAAUGCAA
Messenger RNA from Ochlerotatus camptorhynchus, 3915 nucleotides. RefSeq names its product rabankyrin-5. The transcript is spliced from 7 exons. Lineage: Eukaryota; Metazoa; Arthropoda; Insecta; Diptera; Culicidae. Bases 160 to 3570 code for a protein of 1136 amino acids. The record is from RefSeq and is a predicted model, not a curated record. Gene Ontology annotation, molecular function: protein binding; metal ion binding.